This is a messenger RNA of Glycine soja, 1863 nucleotides long. RefSeq names its product bZIP transcription factor 11-like. NCBI's taxonomy places the organism in Eukaryota, Viridiplantae, Streptophyta, Magnoliopsida, Fabales, Fabaceae. The record is from RefSeq and is a predicted model, not a curated record. Gene Ontology annotation, biological process: positive regulation of DNA-templated transcription. The transcript has a single exon. Bases 1080 to 1580 code for a protein of 166 amino acids. Gene Ontology annotation, cellular component: nucleus. Gene Ontology annotation, molecular function: DNA-binding transcription factor activity; transcription cis-regulatory region binding.
UUUCUGUGAUUGUUGCUUCCCAGCUGUAUCUCUGGACACUUGUGGUGUCUUCUCACGUAGUCUCUUCUCUUCUCCUCCCCUCCCAUAAUUUUACUUCUCACCUUCCACGAAUAAUAAUCACCCUUCUGUCUCUCUCUCUCUCUCAUACACUUUUUAUAAUAAAGGUUUUUCAACUUAUAUAUUUUUCCCAUGAAGUGAUCCCAGAGUAAAUUAGAGCCUACUGCUUUGUUUCUUGUCCCGGAUUUCAUAAUUGAUAAUUAAUUAAUUAAUUUCACCAACUUGUUGGCUUUUUUAGAUCUAUAAAUUCCCCGCUUGAAUUGCAUAGAAUCCUCUCUUCCACUCUCUCCCUCUUUCCUAUCACACUUUCUAGAUAGCUAGCCAACCAGAGUAAGAUCUAAAGAUAUUUCUUAUAUAUCCUAUGGUCCGAGAGUGCCCUUGUUCUGCGCCAACCCUUUCUUCCACAUCUUGCGUUUCAACCUCUUCCUCUCUUGAGUCCCCUUAUCAUCAAAUACCCUUCUUCUUCAACCUCCACCAAAUUCAACCCCCACAUAACAAAUCUCCUCCCAUCCCAUUUUUCAGCACCAAAGUUUGAAACUUUUCUCAAUUGGGUUGUAGAGAGUUUGACUCAUCAAUUUUUAUUUUUUUAUUUUUAUUUUCUCUAACCAAGUAGAAGUGCAAUAAUUAAAUGUCCAACAUCUUCUUGUUGUUGAUGUUUGAGAUUCAUGUAUCCGAUUCUCAGUGAAAUCUUCUUUUCCGGGUGUAUGAUCAAUUCCACUGUUAGGCGCAGGACCCAUUUAGUUCAAUCCUUCUCAGUUGCCUUCCUCUAUUGGUUGUACUACGUUUCAUGAUUUCUAACCCUUCCUUAGCUUAAUAAUCAUCUAUCUAAAAUAUCAUAAUAUCUUCUACUAGCUAGUUUUAUUUUUAUUAUCACAAUAAAAUCUAUCUGCAAUAUAUUGUUAUUUUUAUUUUCUGAGAAAUUUGUGUCUAGUUAUAAGUGUCUGGGUCCUGGUCCUGCCUAUUGUGUCAAUUAAAUUGAGAAGGGUUGUAUUGUAUUGAAUCAUAUAUCGUAUCAUAUAAACAUGGCUUGUUCAAGUGGAACAUCUUCAGGGUCAUUAUCUCUGCUUCAGAACUCUGGUUCUGAGGAAGAUUUGCAGGCGAUGAUGGAAGAUCAGAGAAAGAGGAAGAGAAUGAUAUCAAACCGCGAAUCUGCACGCCGAUCUCGCAUGAGGAAGCAGAAGCACUUGGACGAUCUUGUUUCCCAAGUGGCUCAGCUCAGAAAAGAGAACCAACAAAUACUCACAAGCGUCAACAUCACCACGCAACAGUACUUAAGCGUUGAGGCUGAGAACUCGGUGCUUAGGGCUCAGGUGGGUGAGUUGAGUCACAGGUUGGAGUCUCUGAACGAGAUCGUUGACGUGUUGAAUGCCACCACCACUGUGGCGGGUUUUGGAGCAGCAGCAUCGAGCACCUUCGUUGAGCCAAUGAAUAAUAAUAAUAAUAGCUUCUUCAACUUCAACCCGUUGAAUAUGGGGUAUCUGAACCAGCCUAUUAUGGCUUCUGCAGACAUAUUGCAGUAUUGAUUGAGAUGCUUCAUCUCUGAGAUUUGAUGAGGAUUUCUUCUUCUUCUUCUUCUGGGUUUGAGUCUGUCGAGAAAUUGUAAUCACUACCAUAUGAUGGUGAUAAGGAAUAAUAUUAAUAAUGAAUGUGUAUCAUAAAAACGGGUGGGAUUGUUAAUGUUAGGUGCUGGUUCCGUAAAUGGGGCAUGGGGCAUGGGCCAUUACUGUAAUUUGUCACCCUCCUUUCCUAUAUAAUAAUAAUAAUAAUAAUAAUAAUACUGACCUCUCUAUGUUAUUAUUCUCCCAA